GACUAGGAAUAAUCAUCCAAGAGCCAUUGUGCCUUUGUUUCGAGCUUUAGAGGUUUCGUAAAGGUACGGAAUUGCAAUUUAUAUAGUGAAGAUGAAGAUUCCAGAAUCUAAGCCGAUGCAAAUGUCGGUGGAAACGGAAACGGUCAUGAACGUUUCGCAGGUUCAAAUAUCCGGAAGUUGCUCAAAAAAACCUUCCUCCGAAGCUUUAAAGACAAAGAAAACUAACUCGAAGAAAAAAAAGAUCUCUGUGCCAAAUGUCAUUACUUCUAAAUCGGCGAUGUUUGCUGCGAGGGUCGCAUCUGCCGUUGACCAAGAUUCCAAUGAUGAGGAAAGCGAAAACUUUGUUUACGAAAGUGUAAAUUCUCCAUAUGAUGAGGAUUCCCAACAUUCUCCGUCGAACUCUAUUCGAUCCUUGCAGGCUUGCAAUCUCCCAUUAGAGAUGUUGCCGCCAAUUAAUCAUGUUUCUCAUUAUGGUGCUACUAGCUCAAAUGGUGUUUCCCUUGGCGCCUCGAAUUGGUCUCCAAAAAUUGUUCCCAAAAGAUCGGCAAAGUUUUCUUCCAUUCCAGCUGCUACUGCUGCUACUGACAUCAAGAAUAUGAGUCCCACUGCCGCAACCCGUGGACUCGCUUCUCAAAUGCCAAAUCACCUAUCAAAUACCAAAACUCAUUUAUUACAAAAGGAUAACAAUCAACCAUGGCAUACUCAUCACAGUCGAUUUCUAAGUGAGAACCUCUCGAAAUCGGAUUCAUUCUCUACCUCCAAUUCUAGAUAUUUCCUGUCCAAACGAUUAUUCAUUCUGCUGCUUCUGGCUGGCAUAUUCCUAUUUCUUUUAUUAUACAUCUUCUAUAUGCCGGACUUAAUUUAAUAAUGCUAUAUUAAUGGACUUUGGCUUACUUACUUUUUUCCUUCCAAUUAAAAGAUAAUGCUAUUAAUAUCUAGUCUUAGAAGAUCUAUGACUAGACCUUUUUGUUGACUAAGAAUUCUGCGUGUUUAAUAGUUUCGACUUGUUCGACUGGAAGACAUCCUGAUCUCUCUUAAAUGCUUUAUGCCCCGUUUUCAUGUUUUGCCUCCUAAUUUUAAUUAUCCGUUCCGUUCCUACUUAAUUUUAAUAUCCGUUUUAUCUUUCUGCGUAGUUGAUAUGAUUUUAUCACGUUUUAAUUUAUUAUGUUCUCCUUUGCAUAACUCGUACCUUCCUUUCUUUAUUUGUUUGGAUUAGGAAUACAAUUUCUCGUUGUCUAAUGGCCUUUUUCAUCAUAUUUGAGAGUAUAUUUUGACUAAAGUUUUGAAAAAUAUUGAGCAUUCAUACAUGAUGCCAGUAUAUCAUCAUAUCCCAAGUUCUAACGUAUUGCAAAUGCUUGGUUGUAUCGAAUGAAAGUUACCCUUAUCUUUGUGAGUAUAAAGUUUUGGAAACUUGAUUUGCAUAUGUUUUAUAUGGAAUGAAGGAAUAUUAUAUAUUUCUGCAAGCUAACAUAAAACGCUUAGCUUUAUUAUCGUCUGCCGUCCUCUUUCAUCAUAAUGUUGGUAAAAGAUGGAUCUAAUUACUGAUAAACAUAUUCAUUCAUAGAUGUAAAUUAAAAUAUUUUAUUAUACACUACCCAAGUACUUUUAUAUGAGCCCUCAAUUUCCGCCUUUCAUAGUUUCCUCUCAAUAACCCAUUAACGCUAACAUAACUCAAAUACAAGAGAUCUUGGGUUCUCUAUAGUUCAAAGCCGUUCAUGAAACGCAGUAACCUGCUUAGU
This is a messenger RNA of Schizosaccharomyces cryophilus OY26, 1739 nucleotides long. Its product is annotated as Vac7. The coding region runs from base 92 to 865 and encodes 257 amino acids. The transcript is spliced from 2 exons. The record is from RefSeq and is a predicted model, not a curated record. NCBI's taxonomy places the organism in Eukaryota, Fungi, Ascomycota, Schizosaccharomycetes, Schizosaccharomycetales, Schizosaccharomycetaceae.